This is a messenger RNA of Osmia lignaria (orchard mason bee), 3250 nucleotides long. It is a transcript of the gene Nhe3, whose product is annotated as Na[+]/H[+] hydrogen exchanger 3. Gene Ontology annotation, cellular component: plasma membrane; recycling endosome. Gene Ontology annotation, molecular function: sodium:proton antiporter activity; potassium:proton antiporter activity. Gene Ontology annotation, biological process: sodium ion import across plasma membrane; potassium ion transmembrane transport; regulation of intracellular pH. Lineage: Eukaryota; Metazoa; Arthropoda; Insecta; Hymenoptera; Megachilidae. The record is from RefSeq and is a predicted model, not a curated record.
ACUGACAAACUGAUAGUUUGAUUAGGGAAAUGGUUGUAAAGCAAAGAUGGCAGUGAAAGGUCGUACACGAAUUUUUCUCCUAUUAAUUUUCGGUAUUUUCCUGUUAAAUUCGUGUAACGGAGCUGCGACAGACAUUGAAUUAGACGCAAAAGCACAGUUAUUACAUAGACUUGAUAGUUUAAAUCUUUUGUUAUAUACAUUUUUACUGAUAUUAACUGUUUUGACAAUAUGGACAUUUAAGCAUCGUCGACUUAGGUUCCUCCAUGAAACUGGUUUAGCUGUCAUUUAUGGUUUAAUUAUAGGAGCUAUAAUUCGUUAUGGCUUUACAACAAGUAGUACCAUUCUCCACAUGCCUGUUGUACCAGACAACAGUAGUAAAUACAAUCAAUCAGUUCCUCCAGAUACGUUAUGGUUACGUUUUCCAGAAGAUAAAGGAGGUGGCGUUAUUAAGAAUAAAACAUUUGCUUAUUCAUUCAGAGGAGAAAUUUAUAAGCAGGAUAAUGAAAUUGAUUUGAAGGCUACUUUUGAUCCCGAGAUAUUUUUUAAUAUCAUUUUACCACCAAUAAUUUUUCAUGCUGGCUAUAGUUUAAAACGUAAAUACUUCUUUAGAAAUUUAGGAGCAAUUCUUAUGUAUGCUUUAAUCGGAACAUCUAUAUCAGCAUUUGUUAUUGGAGCUUUGAUGUAUGCCUUUGUACAAUUAAUACCGCAUCUUUCUGCUUCAUUUACAUUUUUGGAUACUUUAUAUUUUGGUGCAUUAAUAUCUCCUACGGAUCCACUGACAAUAAUUUCGAUUUUUAAUGAUUUACACGUAGACGUGAACUUAUAUGCUUUAGUAUUUGGAGAAAGUGUGUUAAAUGAUGCAGUUGCAAUUGUACUUAGUGGUGCUAUACAGAAUUAUGGAGAACGUUAUCAAUCAGGUUCAGGUGGUUUUGAAACUGUAGCAUUUUUCCAAGCAUUUGGCGAUUUUGUUGGAAUAUUUAGUUUAUCUUUAUUUAUCGGUGCUACAAUGGGAUGUAUCACCGCAUUAUUAACUAAGUUCACUAGGGUCAGAGAUUUUCCUCUUCUAGAAUCAGCAUUAUUUGUUUUAAUGUCUUACAGUACAUUCUUAAUUGCUGAAGCAUCCGAUCUGACAGGUGUAGUUGCUGUGUUGUUUUGUGGAAUUUGUCAAGCACAUUAUACGUACAAUAACUUAAGUCCAGAUUCUCGUCAACGAACGAAACAGCUGUUCGAACUUUUGAACUUUUUAGCUGAAAAUUUUAUAUUCAGUUAUAUUGGUGUUUCAAUGUUUACUUUCCCAAAGCAUCAUUUUGAUCCAGGAUUCAUUUUUGCUGGAUUUCUCUGUGCGUUAUUGGGUCGCGCAGCUAAUGUAUAUCCGUUAUCUUUUAUAUUAAAUUUGGCGCGAAAACCGAAGAUAUCGUUAAAUUAUCAGCACAUGUUAUUUUUCGCUGGCUUACGAGGAGCUAUGAGUUUCGCUUUGGCUAUCAGAAAUACUGUGUCCGAUGCACGACAAGCUAUGUUAACCACGACAAGUUUAAUUGUUAUUUUAACAGUUAUCUUUCAAGGUGGAGCAACGACACAGUUUUUAAGUUGGUUUAAUAUACCAGUUGGCGUUGACGAGGAAAUAGAAGGAUUAUCGCAUAAUGGAAUGCGUAGUUCUGGUGGCGAAGGUGGCUUUGGAGAUCUGGACAUGCAUAGGGAAAGAAGUCCUCCGUAUAAUUCUAUGCAGGAUGGAUCAGUACCAGGCGGUGGAAUAAAACCUAAUGAAAAAGCAUUACUUGCCAGAAUCUGGGGUGAUUUUGAUACUCGCUACAUGAAACCAUUUUUGACCCACUCCAGGCCUACAUUGUUGGAAACAUUACCAGUUUGUUGUGGUCCUUUAGCUAGGAUUCUUACAACGACACAGCAAAUGACACAGGAUGAAGCAGUUAGAAAAGCAGAUUCAGAUUCAGAUUUUUGUCUCGAAGAUCGUGAACUAGAGCGACGAAGGACUAGUGUUCAACCGCUGGGAACUGUGAUGGGAGAAGUUAGUCCGGGACCACUACCAUUGCACACACGCGUCGCCUUGCCAGGUUUGGUCGGCAGACAUUUAUAAAGACUAAUUGACAUUGGUAAAUAAACUUAUUACUUUUUAAAUGUGUAAUAUUCUAUGUGCAACUAAUAAAUGUAUUUAUUUGAAAAGCUUACUGCCUGUGCAAACUAUUAUAUCUAGUAGGUAAUAUUAUCCAUUAGAAAUCAAAUUUGAAAGGAUAUUUCUAAUCAUAAAUUCUUUCAUUUAAUCAUUUAUAUAAAUUGAUUUUUAGAUGUGUUUAAUAUUAAAAUUAAAACGAAUAAACAUGUUUUUGUAGUCACUGUAGCUGCAUUAUUAUCCCUUGAUUGUGAAUAUGAAAUUAAAUAAUUGCUAAAAUUUGUAAGUAAUCAACAUGUAUGUACAUGUAUGUUUAUUAUUUAACAACAUAUAUUACAUUUAUUGGUUGUACUCCAUUUAAUAACAUUCAUUAUACAAAAAACGCUUAUUGGUAAAUGUUAAAUAUAAUUUUUAAGCAUAUAAUUUAUAUAUAUAUAUAUACAUAUAUAAUUUACUACUCAAUGAAGGUCCUGGUUUAGCAUGAAUAAAAUAUGGUAAUCUGACAUCAAGCUACAUUUGGUACACACUGUACAUUCGAAUAUAAUAAUUCACAAGAACAGUAAAAUCUAAUAAAAGUAAAGUAACAGCUUAUUACAUGUCCUCAGAAACAUUAUAUUUGUACACAAGAUGUACUUACUUGUACCAUCAUUGAAAACAAUAAAUUGGUGUCCUUUGUUUUUAAUAUAUUUGGAUGUAUUUGUAACAGUUUGAAACAAAAUCGUUAAUACAAUUGAUCAUAGAACUUAAUUUGUUCAGUGAAUUGAUUUUGCUGAUGUAUACAAUCAUAUUUACAUUCAAGGUGCAGGACACUUUAUGUACCAUUUAUAAAAACAUACGUUUUAUACUAUAAUUUGUAAUCAUGUGUGGAUUCUAAGAAUCAAAGAACAAUAAAUUACAAUAAAAAUUAAACUUAUCAGGGCAAAAUAAUUUAAUUGAAAAAUUUAAAUACGCCUCAAUCAAGAUUAGUGCCAAAGUUUACUUAAAACAUUACAAAAAUGUAACAUGAAAGUUGCUGUAAAAGAAGGUUUAACAUGUUUUAAAUGUAUGAUAUUGUUUGAAAGAAACAUAAAAAAUGCAUAUUAUAAGCUGUGUCAGUAUAAGAAUUAAAUAAAAUGACUCAUUAAA